CGAACCUGCGCAGGCUAUUCAGAGUGUAAGCUAAAGUGUACAAAAUCUGCGACUGCAAAGGCCGCUACGCUGCAAGCCUGCAACCCCUCGGCGUCGACGAUAUGGCGGCGGCAGAGCCCUCGUCCUCCGAUUCGCCGCCUCCUCCCCUCCGCCGCCGCGCGCGCCGCCUCAUCUUGGACCGCCGGUACGGCUGGAUCUUCGACGAGUGGACGGACCCUGCCGACGAAGCCCUCUCUGGCGGCCGCGGAAUGUUCUGCGUGGUGCCCAUGGCGCAGUCACUGAUGAACGCUUCAGUGUCUUGGAUUAAUUUUGCUACAAGUUCAGUCAGUAGAGUGCUUUAGAACCCUGAAAGUUUUUCUCUGCCAACAUAUAUGGCUAGCCUACCAUUGCAUAGGAAGCAGAAAUCUUGGUUUCAUGGACUUGAAAACUCUGGAGUUGUAGCUAUUCUGAAGUUAAUAUCCUGUAGUACUCAUUGCGCAUUGGAGCAUAUGAGCACUGAUUGCCGCUGAUGGACAUGUAAGAGCAGUAUUACAAACUCCUACCUAUGAUGUUUCUCCUUACAAAAGCACAUCUUGUAAAUAUGCUGUCUGUACUCUUAUGCAGCAUAUGAUGACAUAAUUAUCUUUUUUUUUUCUCAAAUACGUAAGAGAGCUGUGUAUCAUUUAUUAGAGAAGAAAGAGUAGAAAAAAACUACACCGGCCCUGACCUUACAUGCUUAACAUACCCCCCACAAACUACAAGAAACAACCGAAUAGGAAACUAAGCCCACGAAAGCACCUAUGUGAUCCCAAAGGAUAGCGCCCUUAGCUGCUUGGCCCUUGCAGCACACCACAAAGUGCCUUCUUCUGUGACUGUUCGCACCACACAAAUAAUAUCUGGAGAGGCUGAAUUGAAGAUGUAGUCAUUGUAGUGCUUUCAAAGCUCCCAAGCAACAAGAAUGAUCAAUGAGUCAAGGCCCUUCCUUU
Molecule: messenger RNA, 965 nt
Organism: Phragmites australis (common reed)
Lineage: Eukaryota; Viridiplantae; Streptophyta; Magnoliopsida; Poales; Poaceae
Exons: 4
Source: RefSeq, a predicted model, not a curated record